This is a messenger RNA of Ochotona curzoniae (black-lipped pika), 4057 nucleotides long. It is a transcript of the gene USP20, whose product is annotated as ubiquitin specific peptidase 20. The record is from RefSeq and is a predicted model, not a curated record. The transcript is spliced from 26 exons. Bases 281 to 3028 code for a protein of 915 amino acids. NCBI's taxonomy places the organism in Eukaryota, Metazoa, Chordata, Mammalia, Lagomorpha, Ochotonidae. Gene Ontology annotation, molecular function: cysteine-type deubiquitinase activity; zinc ion binding. Gene Ontology annotation, biological process: protein deubiquitination.
UUUGAGUGACAGGCGGCGGCGGGGCCGUGGGGACCGGCAGGUGAGUUCCGGGCCGCCUGCGGCUGCUGCUUGCUGGGCCAGCCGGGCCUUUCCUUCAGGAGCGACCCUCGCUGGCCCCGGGGCUGGCCCUGACAGAAGCGCCCGACGCGGCCGCGGCCAGAUCCCUCGCCCGACACCUGCCAUCUCUGCAGACCAGCACAGCCCACACUGCCCGCCGUCCCGGGAGCAUGUGAUUGCUGGCUGGGGGCUUCGCCGUGCCUAGAGGUGAGUCCAGGUCACUAUGGGGGACUCCAAGACUCCCUGCCCUCACCUCGACUCCAUAGGCGAGGUGACCAAGGAGGACUUGCUGCUGAAAUCGAAGGGAACCUGCCAGUCAUGCGGCGUCACUGGACCCAACCUGUGGGCCUGCCUCCAGGUCGCCUGCCCCUAUGUCGGCUGUGGAGAGUCUUUCGCUGACCACAGCACCAUCCAUGCACAGACCAAAAAGCACAACUUGACAGUAAACUUGACCACAUUGCGGGUGUGGUGUUACGCCUGUGAGAAGGAGGUGUUCCUGGAGCAGCGGCUGGCGGCCCACCCACUGGCGCCAGCUUCCUCGGCCAAGUUCUCUGAGCAGGAUUCUCCCCCGCCCACCCACCCACUGAAAGCUGUCCCCAUAGCCGUGGCUGAUGAGGGGGAAUCCGAGUCGGAAGACGAUGACCUGAAGCCCCGAGGCCUCACGGGUAUGAAAAACCUUGGCAACUCCUGCUACAUGAAUGCCGCCCUGCAGGCCCUGUCCAACUGCCCUCCGCUGACGCAGUUCUUCUUGGAGUGCGGAGGCCUGGUGCGAACCGACAAGAAGCCAGCCCUGUGCAAAAGCUACCAGAAGCUGGUCUCCGAGGUGUGGCACAGGAAGCGGCCAAGCUACGUGGUCCCCACCAGCCUGUCCCAUGGGAUCAAGCUGGUGAACCCAAUGUUCCGAGGCUAUGCUCAGCAGGACACCCAGGAGUUCCUGCGCUGCCUCAUGGACCAGCUGCACGAGGAGCUCAAGGAGCCGGCAGUGGCAACGGUGACAGUGGAGGCUCGGGACUCAGACUCAAGCGACACUGACGAGAAGCGGGAGGGCGAUCGGAGCCCGUCCGAGGACGAGUUCCUGUCCUGUGACUCAAGCAGUGACCGUGGUGAGGGUGACGGGCAGGGGCGUGGCGGGGGCAGCUCGCAGGCCGAGACGGAGCUGCUGAUCCCAGACGAGGCGGGCCGCGCCAUCUCUGAGAAGGAGCGGAUGAAGGACCGGAAGUUCUCCUGGGGCCAGCAGCGCACAAACUCGGAGCAGGUGGAUGAGGAUGCGGACGUGGACACAGCCAUGGCCGCCCUCGGCGAGCAGCCCUCAGAGAGCCAGCCACCGUCCCCGCGCUCCGCCAGCCCCUGCCGGACACCAGAGCCGGACAACGACGCCCAUCUACGCAGCUCCUCUCGUCCCUGCAGCCCCGUCCACCACCACGAGGGUCACGCCAAGCUGUCCAGCAGCCCUCCUCGUGCCAGCCCCGUGAGGAUGGGGCCAUCCUACGUGCUCAAGAAAGCCCAGGUGCCGAGCGCCGGCAGCCGGAGGCGGCGGGAGCAGUGCUACCGUAGUGUCAUCUCGGAUAUCUUCGACGGCUCCAUCCUCAGCCUGGUGCAGUGCCUCACCUGUGACCGGGUGUCCACCACGGUGGAGACGUUCCAGGAUCUCUCGCUGCCCAUUCCCGGCAAGGAGGACCUGGCCAAGCUGCACUCGGCCAUCUACCAGAACACGCCAGCCAAGCAGGGCUCCUGUGGGGACAGCUACACCGCCCAGGGCUGGCUAGCCUUCAUCGUGGAGUACAUCCGGCGGUUUUUGGUGUCCUGCACCCCCAGCUGGUUCUGGGGACCCGUUGUCACCCUGGAAGACUGCCUUGCCGCCUUUUUCGCUGCUGAUGAGCUCAAGGGUGACAAUAUGUACAGCUGUGAGCGGUGUAAGAAGCUGCGGAACGGCGUGAAGUACUGCAAGGUCCUCCGGCUGCCCGAGAUCCUGUGCAUCCACCUGAAGCGCUUCCGGCACGAGGUCAUGUACUCCUGCAAGAUCAGCAGCCACGUCUCCUUCCCCCUCGAAGGCCUCGACCUGCGCCCCUUCCUGGCCAAGGAGUGCACGUCGCAGGUCACCACCUACGACCUCCUCUCCGUCAUCUGCCACCACGGCACGGCAGGCAGUGGGCACUACAUCGCCUACUGCCAGAAUGUCAUCAAUGGGCAGUGGUACGAGUUCGAUGACCAGUACGUCACUGAGGUCCACGAGACGGUGGUGCAGAACGCGGAGGCCUACGUCCUCUUCUACAGGAAGAGCAGUGAGGAGGCUGUGCGGGAGCGACAGCAGGUGGUGUCUCUGGCUGCCCUGCGGGAGCCCAGCCUCCUGCGCUUCUACGUCUCCCGUGAGUGGCUGAACAAGUUCAACACCUUCGCAGAGCCAGGGCCCAUCACCAACCACACUUUCCUCUGUUCCCACGGAGGUAUCCCACCCAAUAAAUACCACUACAUCGACCACCUGGUUGUCAUCCUGCCCCAGAAUGUCUGGGAGCACCUGUACAACAGGUUUGGGGGCGGCCCCGCCGUGAACCAUCUGUACGUGUGCUCCAUCUGCCAGGUGGAGGUGGAGGCGCUGGCCAAGCGCCGGAAGGUGGAGAUUGACACUUUCAUCAAGCUGAACAAGGCGUUCCAGGCCGAGGAGUCACCCAGUGUCCUCUAUUGCAUCAGCAUGCAGUGGUUUCGCGAGUGGGAGGCCUUCGUCAAGGGCAAGGACAACGAGCCCCCUGGGCCCAUCGACAACAGCCGCAUCGCACAGGUCAAGGGCGGGGGCCACGUGCAGUUGAAGCAGGGGGCUGACUACGGACAGAUCUCCGAGGAGACCUGGACCUACCUGAGCAGCCUGUACGGCGGCGGGCCCGAGAUCGCCAUCCGCCAGAGCGUGGGCCAGCUCCAGGAGCCUGGCGGCCUGCACGGGGAGCACAAGAUCCAAGCCGAGACGCGCGCCGUGUGACUCAGCGGGCCAGUCUGCCCGUGUCUGCCCCUCCCCGUGGAGGGCAACGCAGAGCCGGAUGUGUGCCGAGGCAGCGCUGGUGUGUUCACGGCGAGCAGUGCUCCACCAGGAAAUAGAUGCCCUCCAGGCUUGUUUCAACGACCAAGACUCUGUGACGUUCAUUCAGCAUCAGUCACUGUUGCCCUCGCGUUCCCAAACCCGGCCGCCCCCGGCUAGAUGGGGCGCAGCCUCUGUCUGUGGUGCGCAGAGCCGCUUUCCCUCCAGUCAGGGCCUGGGGCUGGCACCGAGGCCAAGAACAAACACUUCCCCUUCGCACACCUGCCCGAUGCCCCAGGGACUCAUGGCUGGAAGCUGCUGGCCGGGCAGGCUUGGGUGGGGGGCAUGCAGCCACGCCUUCCUCCUGCCUCUCCCUGCGUUGGGAGGAAGACCCCCGCAUCCUGGGCUGCUCCAAGGGCUGGGUCCUGCUGCAAGACGACUUGGAACGCCUAUGAACUUGGACACGCAGCAGGAGGAGUGUUGGUGCAUUCCCGACCUUGGGGUGUCGGACCAGCAGCCUCCUAACCCGCCUGGGGAGAGCCUGCCAGCCCCCAGGGAGCCGGGCACGAAGCAGAAAUACCUCACUUCUGGGCCGUGAGGCUAGCCUGCCUGCCGGAUGGUGAGCAGCAAGGGCAGGCUCUCAGGUUCAGAGUGAAAGAGGUGGAAAGGGAGUCCUGAGAGGAGCCCCUGGCCCCCAUGCCCUUUGUUCUCCGUGGCAAUGGCAACCUGGGGCCCUGCUGCUGGCCCACUCCCAGGCCCUGGCCUUCUCUGCCCACCCUCUCUCGCGUCCUCUUGGGCUGGCCGGGCAGGUUGUAAACUGGCCUUGGCCCACACGGCCAUUCUGUGUCAAGGGCAUCCUAAUAAACAGAGAUGCGUUCCCACAGCCCCACCCCACCCCGCUGUCUGCUCCACGCCCUGAUUCUAUUUCUGUGGGAGAGAUGGGGCAGGGUUGGCUCUGCCCACACAGGCUGGCUGUGCCCCUGUGAUGCCUGG